AUGAAUGACAGAGCGGUAUUAAAUAAUAGUCAAAUACUACUAUACAAACAAGAAUAACCCUCAGAAGUUUCUCUCCGAAAUAGUGUGAUAUGAUAAUAGAUGAUCAGUGCAUUAGUCUACGACCCGACUUGUAAUAUCAACGGAUUUAUAGCUAGAACCAAUAUCACCGCUCAAGAGCAUCAUGGGACUUAAAAUUGAGCGCCGUUUUCCUAUUUGUACGCUGUGUUACUUUUGAUAUUUCUAUUUGACACCGACAAUGCCUGAAUCUAGCUUAAACAUAAAAUAUCAAGUUGCUCAUUAUUGAAUUUGUAAACGUUAUUUGAUUCGAUUUCUCUUAUUAUGGAACAACUGAUAUCGAACAACUGCAUCGAACAGAUGUUUUCAUAUCGAAAGCAGUUGACAGGUGGCGACGGCUAGCCUAGAGUCAGUCAAACAAAAUUUUCAAAACGUCCGAAACGCGUCCAUCAAACUUUUUUUCUAUGUUAAUUUGGUUAAAUUUAAAGCAAUACCGAAAAUCUUAUCCGGAAUCUGUGUCAAUUUCAUAACACCUUCAUUGAUAAUUAAAGUUUAAACAAAUUCCCGGUGACUUGUAGUUGCAAAGAUAAAACGAUGUUCUAUCAACUGUCCCAUUUUAACGAAAUGCUGCUGCUGACGCCUCGUAAACCGGCGACUUAUUUGUGUUUACUCGGUAGUUUAUCACACAUUCCGACUGAUUAUUGUGUAUAAUGAAUGGGAAUAUGAUUAAGACGAAGAAGUCCGCUGCAGAUAAGCACCAAAGAAGUCCCAGAGCAGCUGGGCCAGUUAGAGUUAUAGCGGAUGCGGUAAAACCCGCGAAGAAAAAUGGUCUGGAGUAUUGGACAGCCCCGGCAAGUGGGAUAACCUACAGCACUAGGAUGAAGAAAAAACCGCGAUCAAAGUCUGAAAAUUCUAAGGCAACUGCCGAUGCUCCAAGCAUAGCGAAUAAGUUGGCAUCGACCCGUUUAUUGAGUCCAGAACGCGAGGAAAAACCGCGGGAAACCGUGCCAAUCAAAAAAGGCAGCUUGUGUUCUCUUUUAGAUGAAAGGAAUGUUUAUAACGUUCAGUAUCAACUUCCUGCGUCAUCGUUCUUGCACUCUCAUGGGCGGCGGUACAAAGAGAAAGACUUCACCGAACGGGUUAAUAAUCCGGGAAAAACGGCAGCCCACGAUGCAAAUCCGGGCAGCUCGAGAGACGAGACUUCUGUGUUGCGAAAAGAGAUACACGAUUGGAAAGUGCGCGAGGCUUUGACUAACAAAGUUGAAAAUCUGCUUGGCGGUAUUGAGAUGACGACGCCUACGGAACAUCUUGAAUUGACACGGCUACCAGUUAAACCUCCAAAGGACCCUUCCGAUAAAUCAUCUUCCAACACACGCCACAACCGGCCGUCAUACUUCCUGGGGAACGAAUGCAUUCAAAGCACCAGGCAAAAGAUUCCUGAGGUGACUACUACUCCUUGUUCAAAGCAAAAUCAUAUGAAUGCAAAUGGAACUACCAGAUCGCAGAACCCGGAUGCAGAAGAAAACGAGACAAGUAGAGGUGUUAAAAAGCAAAAAUAUUCUCUAGAUGAUUACUUGAUCAACCAAAAUAUGCAGACACUGAGCGGGGGAUCACUGUUAUCGCCAAUAAGUCCAGUGUCAAGUCCAGAAACUGUAGAUGUACUACAAAAUGCAGAGAGACUUUUAAAAAACGCACAACGACAAUUAAUGGAAGUCAGCGUUAACUCUACGAGGGAACCAUUGAACGAAAAUCUUCCGAGCUACUUAAAACAACAGCAUCUGGAUGACGGGUUAUCAUACAUUCGCGAUAUCGUCAAAGCUAAAUUUCAAGACACCAAUGAGCCGGACACAAUUCCCAAUCAGAAAACCUUGACAAGUAAUGUACAUGGUUCAAACAGAAAAUUACAACCUGGUCGAUUUCAAAUUAGAGAAUCAAGCAACAUACUUAACAAGCCAUUAGAAAUAUCGGAACAAAGUUCACAAUUUUUGUCGAAUCAGAUACCAAAGAAAACAUUAUCAACCAACGAAAGACCAUUUCUCCAAAAAGCUCCACAUUGGUUCCAGAAACAGAUUCAUGUUUUUCCGACAUCCACAACAUGCAAUGAAAAAUCAAACACCAAGAGUUCACCUGCAGCUUCAUGCUGUGCUGUUGCUAACACUGGAGUAUUCGAAGUUAACAGUAAAACUCCUCCAAACAAAAGUAUUAAAGUUCAAACUGGACCUACCGUAGAAAUUCGAGGAGGAUUGACAAUUCAGAAUAUCGAGAAUAUACACAUAUCACCGGAUCCUUCUAUGGUACCAGUUCACAACAACAUAGCUAUGUACUGUUUUCAACACGAGCCAUUGGCAAGUUCAAGUAUUAAUGAUUCAAAUGAAAAUCAACCCAGUAAGUCGAGUAUUAUGGCCUCCAAUGGAAAAAAACAUUGCAUUGUUGAUGGAGAGAAACACAUUCAGUCCACAAAUUAUAUAGAUGAACAAAAGGUACAACAGGUUGAAAAUACUAAUCACUACAUACAGUAUAAUACAGUUGCCACGCAUGUGAUACCAGCUAACAAUAAUAGUAACAAUUAUGACAAGAAUAAACAUAGUGUAAAAUAUGAUGAGAAUGCUACAAGUAUUCUCAAAAACAGGGUAUCUAUUGAUAGUAGUGUUAAUCAUCACCCAAUUAUACACAAAACAAUAAUGGAUAAUCAGAAAUUACAUGAAUUGAAAAUCUCACUGGGAUCUCCAGAGGAUACAAGAGACAACUCACAUUCGAAAAAAAAAGUGAGCAUUAAUUCAGAUCCCAUUGAACCUACUCUUGAAUCUGUUUCCACAAGAGACUUGGAAGUACAGAUGGCGAAUGAGAGAGAAGAAAUCGAAAAUACAGAGAUCACACAAAAUUAUCAAGAGUUUCCAAGCAAUCUGGACUCAGCUAGUUCUUAUCAUAAUCAAAAAUUUCACCUGGUGCAGUCAGACAAGGAUUAUGUACAGCGGUCUAAAGCUUGCAAGGACGAGUGCAGAACUGGUUCUUGUUCAAGGAAAUGUGAGAGAGAUGUAGAACACACAGAAAAGCAGAAAUUGACAGAUGCACUACAGGCUAUAGUUAACAUUCAGAAACUCAGGUAUGAUAUGAAAGAUACCGGUGUUGUUCCAUCUCAGUGUACGCAAAUGUGCGACGACAGAAAUGAAUGUGUCGCGGAUACGAAACAUCUUAAUUUUCAACCAAUUUCAGAGCCUGACCAAUUCAAGAGACUUUUAGAGCGACUUUGUAAGUCCAGCCCAAAAACUGGAGCUUCUGAAAUCGAUACCAAUUCCGAAAUUUUCAAAGAAGCAAUGGAUGAUUUUGUCAAAAUUUUCUUCGAGAUAAGUGGCAAUUCGCGGUAUCCAGUUUCGAAUGUGGAUAAUCAUGAUACGAUAUCAAUACAAAAUGGACAAGCCAUAAGAAUCGAAGAAAGAACUGAUAAGAUUAAAAUUAUGACGAAAGCAGAAAAGGUAGCUAAGGCCUCAAAGCAGGCAAAUUUGUUUCCCAAAUUAAACCAAAUGGAAUAUCGACGAGGAAGCGAAGUCAAGCCUAAGAUGGGUGGAAAUAGAAUUGAUGGAUUACCUGUUACCCAAAAUAAUGCUUCAACCUCGCAUGCAUGGCGGUCACCCAUUGAGCGAGCUAGAGAACCCAACAAAUACCCAAAACGCCCAGCUACUGAUAAUGCUCAAUUACCGAAGCAAAAAUUCGCUCAUAAUCAGAGAGAGAAAAGCCAUUCAAAAAACAAUUAUCAGGAACAACAGAAUAAUCUUAUGAAUUUGAACUUAGAACAACCUUGUGUAUCGGAAGUUGAUGCAAUUUCGAAGAUCUAUCAAGAAUCCAUGGCAGCCAUUUGGCAAGGUACUGAACAAUUGUCCCAAUUAAUAUCACACCACGUAAUGAAGAAUGCUUCGUCUACAGCUGAUCAGAUUGCAUCUCUACCUAUACCUGGCACUAAAAAAAAAUUUAUUUCAUGUAGUUCAAUAAAAUCUCCUGAGCAAUCUGUCAAAAGCUGUGCUAACAGAAUGCAAGUUACAGAAGUUGAGCAGCAAAAACAUAAAGUAAUCAGGACUCCACGGUCUGAAACCUUUCCAGUACGUUUAAGGAACGAUGCAGAGCUUAGCAAUGAGGAUAAUUCAGUAUGCAUAGAUGAAGUAAGUACAUCGGUGACUGAUAUAGAUGACACAAGUAAUGCUAUUACUAUGUCCCAAAUUGACGAGCCGAAUUCGGCAAAUAUGAAACCUAAAUGUCCAAUGUUACAACAAAGAGUGGCAAAGCCGACGCGAAAACCAGACGGUAUGCAAUUCAUGGAUGUUCAUUAUUGUAUCACCGAACCACUUGGGAUUCAAAUUCCAAUCGGAGUUAAAUCAGACAAAAAUACGAGCUCAUCUAACUUGAAAAGUUCAAUGAACAUGCACCUACAGUUGGAAAAUGCUAGCGGUGAAAAUACAAGAUUGUGCCAACGUCCGAAUGCCAAUAUGUAUGGUGAUCAAACUGUAGACCUUAGAUUCUAUGAGUCUCAGGUAUUUACCCCUGGAUACAAAUAUAAUUUUGACUCAUCAAAUAAUUGUCCAAGUGAAAAAGUCACUGCAGAGCCUGUUUUAGAAAAUAAAAGAGUAGAAUUCCAAGGGCUGGGAGAAAUUUUUGACGCUAUGAAAAGAUCUUCACAUUUAUUGAAACAAUUGGCUGUUCUAUUGGCCAAUGGAAUGAAAAUUGACUCAGUUGAUGAUUUUGUACGAAGUUUGGAAGUGGCUGCAAUUCAUCCAAUUGUAAUUGACAAAUUUUUAUCAACAUUGAGAGAAAAAAGUAAAGAAAAUUCCGUACUUGGAAAGAAUGUUGUCAUGACGCAAGAGACGGAUAACGGACAUAAAGAUUCCGCAACUUUGCACCCUGCUGGUGAUUACAUAAAUAACAAGAUAAAUUCAAAAGAUCAGAUCAUGAAUAUGAACCUAAAAUUUUCUGAUGAUUGUACACAUUUGAUGAAUCAUACUAAUAGUCAAGGUGAUAAGGUUCCAGAAAAUAGAUCAAAAAGUGACUUGGUUGCACCUGACAAAGAUAUUGGCAAAGUAUACUUGGAAAAUAGUCAUGAUAACUUUGAUAUAUCUAAACCUGCUUUCCAAGAUAAGAUUAGCUUAUCAACAUCAUCAUUAUUAUCACCUCUUGGUAAUCUUCUGGUACAGAGUUCCGAAAAUGAGGAGCAAGUCUCUGUGGCUCAGAGAAUAAUAUCAGCAGAUGAUGGAAGAGUGAGAAAAGAAUCCUCUAAGAGUGAAAAUCCUAGGCAUGUGAAUACCAUAUUGAACGAACAGAGCAAUGUAAACAUGGGUUUACAGAAUUCGUCUUUUGGCUAUAUGAUCAAUGAAAAGAAUGAAGGUGACAGCAAUACUGAUCAGAAUUCUAAUUUUUCAAUUCCACUUGAUGUUCAUAUGAAUGAUAAAGUUCCAGAGAUACCCAUUACUAAUAAAACUGUUAUUGAUGCCAUUAAAUCACAACAACAAAAGGAUCAAGUUCCCAAAAAUUCUACGCCAGAAAAAACAAAUUUGAUUGAAUCUCCAGACCACAGCAAUAGAACUCUUGGAUGUGAACAUAUAAAUUCCAUAGAACAAGACACCUUGAAAAUAGAAGUCAAUGAUGUGCUAUUCCAAUCUUCUUUGGAUACUGGCUCAGAUACUGGUAUAGCUACAGUACAUUCACCAUUACAAGAUAACAACAAACCAUCUAGAGGGGAACAUUCACAGGAAGGGGCUGUCCAUUGCAAUUGUAACAAGAUGCAGAUUCCUCCGAGCAAAACAAUAUUAAUCACAGGGGAGAGUUCAUUAAAAUCAAAUUCUACAUCACAGAGUCAUGAGAGAAAAGCAGCAAAGACAAGCAGAGCUAGCGAGAAAAAAAAGAAACCAUAUCAGAGACGCGAUGCUAAUCAGAAUUCGUCAAAGGUUGUUGCUGGUACAGCAAACCGUGACUUUGAAAAAUCUAGUUCCAAAAAUAUGUGUCCUUUAUGCAUACGAUUUCAUGGAAUUUGUAGCUGUCUAAAUUGCAGCAAUUGCAUGGUGAACUUUAGGAAGUAUCAAGAAGUAUCAUCAAUAAUAAAAGUAACAAAAGCCAAGCUCCCUAAAUCAAUAGCAGUGACUUCACACCAAGUUGGUUCUGUGAAACGUUUAGCACAAAAGUCGAACGAUAAAAGUAUGAACAGCCGGCAAGGAAUGCCGAGAAUUAUUAAAAAUUCCACAAACCCACUGGCUGGCAAAAAAUGUUCUCCCAUAACGCAGAAAUCUAAAUCUAAACGCAAUUCUGCAAGUACGAGCAAUGGUACUUUCAAUAGCAUUCAGUUAUUAAAGUCUGAAAAUAGACCAGAAGACUGUCAAAAGUUUUCACAAGGUACAAUCCCUGAAUUAGAAUGCUCCAUAAUGAAAGAUGAAUCACAGAAUACUACGAAGUGUGUAGGUAAAACUGUUUCUACGAAUACAGAAACAAUUUGGCAAGAAGCAACAAUUUUAGCCGAUACCAGCCAACUUUUGAUAGGAACAUUAGAGAAAAUUGUCAAUAUGAAGAAAUUUGAUAAUCCAGCAAAAGAGACCCAAGUCCUCAAAUGUUCAGACAAGCCUUCUAUGAUAAAUAAAACUCAUAAUGAUCACGUUGAUUGUCAGAGUCAGAUAACAUCUACAACAAACAUAAAAGAAUUUACAUCAAUGGAAUGUCAGACAUUGCAAAGUUGCAGUGUUUUACAAGAAAGGUACAAAAAUUCAUUGAAGGCUAUACCAGUAGAGGUGGAAAUGGAUUCGACAUCAGUAGAAAAGUCCCUUGAAAUAUUUGAAAAUCAAAGUAUUCUAGUACUCCAGCCCUUGAGUGAACUGGAUCAUACAUAUUUUAUUGCCAAACCAAAUUUCGAGGAACGUAAGUUAAUUAAAGAAAGAUUAAACGCGAAUUUCAACAUUUCAAAUAAAGAAGUGACCAAAUAUAAUGAAUCCUGUAAUGAAACUAGCAAGAAACUGACAAACUCUGAUGACCCCUCACAACUGAAUGUUUCAUUACCUGCAGACAAUCACAUAAACAAUAAAGAGUGUCAAGUUAUCUGUUCAGAUGUUGAAGACAUGGCGAAUUCAACAGACAAAAAGCAAUCUGCCGUUAUAUUUGCGUGCCAGCACACAACAGAUUCUAAUCCCGGCUCUAACAAUAAGAAAGAACCUCAAGAAGGUCACGAUUCAUGUUCAAAUGAUGAUGAAUGUUUGAUAUGUCUUCAAUCGUCUUCAGAGUCAGAUAACUCGCAGUUUCCUUGCAGCCAAGAUUGUUUAGACGAAGAAAUGUGUUCAAAAGUUUGUGCAGCAAUUACCGACUUUGACGAGACGUUACAAUUUGGUUCAAUUAAUAUUGAUGGAAUAUUGAGAAAAUUCUUAGCAGAAAAUAAUGCGUCAAGUGUCAAACUGCCAAUUUUAAAAGCACUUAUCCAAGAAUUGGAGAAGGUCACAUAUUCCCAGAACGUUGACAGAGAUCGACACCAAAUACUUCAUGAAACGUCAAAACACGAUAGUAAUCAAAACGAUACUGAAGUCAGAAACGCGGUGGAAUUGGCACAAGCAGCUGAACCAAGGUUUAAUGAGGAUCGAACGCGAGCAAGUAGUGUUCAAUAUGGGGAAUCACAUGAAAAAAUGUUGUUGAUAAUGAAGAAUCGGAGGAGUCUAAUGAUGCCAAAUGUUGUAAGAGGGCUCGCUGAUGUCCAUCCUAGUAAAAAUUUAGAGCGCUUGAUAUUACAUAGUACAGAUCCACUAGUGUCAGGAACUUUCAAUAAGCCAGAAUCUGAGACACGAUAUUCGGUUUUCAACAAAUCAGAUUCUGAACAUACAUCAUUCAACUUUAAGGAUCCUAAAAUCCAGGAACAUUUAACAUCUGUGGCCCAAGCGGCUAUACAACAAAUAGAUAUGAAGCCAUUAGAAAUUUCGGCGGAUAAUGUACAAUCUGUAGCUAUCAAAAAAGCUAAAAAAUCGACAAUAGCUGAAAAAUCUAUGAAUAAUGUCUCUAAGUCGAAGAAAAACGAACAUGGAAUGCAAGCUGACUCGGGUGCUUCAGCUGAAUCACAUAGCUUAGAAGUGGCUCAGGGUACAAAAGAUGAUACCAGGAAUCACAAGAUAGAGAAUUUGCAAAAAUAUUCUGACAAAGAUUUGAAUGAUACAGAAUUUAGCAACAGACCACAAAUCAUUGAGCAUUUUCUGGGAAAAAUAAGGCUUGAAGAUAUGAAAAUUCAGAACAUAAAUAUUAAUAAGAAUGAUUGUACUCAUCUCACACCAAUAACAACCAUCGAUUUGGAAAAUAUUGGUAUUGGCAAAAGAUUAGAUCACUCCGUGUCACAAGUUGAUAUGCAAAAGUAUUUUGCUUCAAGCAUGCCAGGAAUACCAAGAACCAACUUGACAAACUUUAAUCAAAGUGCCAGUAAAUAUCUGGAUCAAACAUCAUGUGAUACUUUGUCUGAAGGUGAAAUUAACCUACCUAGUUCAUGCUCACGUUCACUGGGGGAAGUGAGGAUCACUACAUCCAGCUGCAGCACAACUGUGGAAAAAAGUUAUAGAGAUCCGGAUGGAUUCACAGUCAUUGUGACAAAAAGCGUCCUUGACUCAACAUUAGCUACAUGCACAUCACCAGGAGAAAUUCUAGCAGAGAUCAAUGGUGAAGACACUGAUUUCUCAAGCAUUCCAUAAAAUGAUAACCUUAACUUUUCCAACAGACUGGACAUACAUUUAUCAUUUAGACAUUCGCCCAUUUGCAAUUUCAACCCCAUAAAAGUAUAAGAUAUUCAAUGGUCGGAGUUAUGUAUUAGUCGGACAGGAUCAUGACAAUCAUUGUAAUUUAAUAUUGUCUCUAAUAUUUGUAGGCUAGAGCAACAAAGUCUGUAAAUAGAUAUAAAAUUUUUUAGAUGUAUCAUGCA
Molecule: messenger RNA, 8926 nt
Organism: Athalia rosae (coleseed sawfly)
Lineage: Eukaryota; Metazoa; Arthropoda; Insecta; Hymenoptera; Athaliidae
Exons: 13
Coding region: 726-8699 (2657 amino acids)
Source: RefSeq, a predicted model, not a curated record